AUGUCUGCAUUCAACCUGCUGCAUUUGGUGACAAAGAGCCAGCCAGUGGCCCUGCGAGCCUGUGGGCUUCCCUCAGCUUUCCGUAACGUGUAUCGCCAAAGAUGUACUAUUUCAGAUGUCUCUUCACGUGGUCUGAAAGAAAAUAAAAGGUCAUGUAGGGAUAAAAAGGACUGUAAGGUGGUCUUUUCCCAGGAGGAGCUGAGGAAGCGGCUGACACCCUUGCAGUACCAUGUCACUCAGGAGAAGGGGACUGAAAGUGCCUUUGAGGGGGAGUACACACAUCAUAAAGCUCAAGGAAUAUACAAAUGUGUUGUUUGUGGGACUCCUUUAUUCAA
Molecule: messenger RNA, 335 nt
Organism: Balearica regulorum gibbericeps (East African grey crowned-crane)
Lineage: Eukaryota; Metazoa; Chordata; Aves; Gruiformes; Gruidae
Source: RefSeq, a predicted model, not a curated record